Messenger RNA from Vitis riparia (riverbank grape), 610 nucleotides. Its product is annotated as B3 domain-containing protein At2g36080-like. The transcript is spliced from 2 exons. The record is from RefSeq and is a predicted model, not a curated record. Lineage: Eukaryota; Viridiplantae; Streptophyta; Magnoliopsida; Vitales; Vitaceae. Gene Ontology annotation, molecular function: DNA binding; DNA-binding transcription factor activity. The coding region runs from base 110 to 610 and encodes 166 amino acids.
CGAGCGGGUCGGCCUCUGAUGUUAACAAGAAGGAGAUGGCUCAGAAGACGUAAUUAAGGAUCCACCUGCAAGUGCGACUGUUGAUGACUUAGGCAGCUUGAGCCCAUUAAUGGAGAAUAAACCCAGAAUCCAGGAUGAUACCGAUUCUUCAUCCCAAACCAAGAAGACGGUCAGUUCAUCUUCCUCGCCAACAGCAUCAGCAAGUUGCAGCGGCAAAGACCAGCAGCCUUCCGGAUCGGGUCAGAGAACCCUCCUCUACAAGAAGAGCUUAACCCAUGACGAUGUCUCCUACUGCAGGCUCAUGAUUCCACUAGAAUCUUGUAAGGGAUUUCUCGCUGAACCAGAGAUAGUUGACGGAAAAUACGAGACCAUAAUAAUGAUAAUUAUGGACCAUGAGGGAACAAUGUGGGAGAUGGAGGCUUCGUUCGACGAGCUGAGCAGCUCCUACAUGCUUUGGUUGAACUGGGACAAAUAUUUGAAGAAAUACGAAUUGGAGGCCGGGGAUGUGAUUUUCUUAUAUCAGGAUCCUAGUAUUCCCACUGUUAGCCACUACUUGAUUGAAUAUGAAAAAAGGGGCCGAGAGAGCAAUCCCAAGAAGACAAGUACUUGA